ACCAAGCUGUGCAAGAUGCAGCAAGAGAAACUGGUCACAAUAGAGAGUGAUCUGACAACUGCAGGAGAACCUCAAGCAGCAGUACUGUGUACCGGCAACUUUUCUUUUGGGUUGGAUAUCCCAAGCUUUUUAACCCAUUAUGGAAACCAUCCACGAACUGAUCCCAUUUGCCAAAGAGAUGCUGAGUCAGAAACCCAACAGAAAAAUGGUGAAAAUCUACGUGUUGGGCAGUGUGUUAGCCUUGUUCGGAGUGGUCAUUGGGCUGGUGGAAACAGUGUGCAGUCCUUUCUCUGGUCGGGAGGACUCAGAGGAAGAGGAAAGAAAGAGGCAAGUGGUUUCAUUGCCAGCACCCGUUGCCCAAACAAAGCAAGAGGUGAUCUUCGAAAAAAGCAAACCUCACAGCCUUGGGGCAAGAAGCAUUGCAAACCGGGGCCAUGCAUCCUAAGGGCCCACUUUAUAAGGAAAAAGACUGAGAGUGGAAAUUUAAUGUCAUGUGGAGAAAGGACGUGAGCGAUUGAUUGCCUGCGAAUGUGACUGUAUGGAGAUGUUGCAACCUGGACUUAUUUAUGGCUAUUGCUGCUGUGCAGUGGUGCACAUGCCCUGUAUUGUACCCAUAUGGAGGUACUGAAUGUGUCAAACUCCCAGCUAACCCUUACUUUUUUAUAUUAUAAAUGCCUACUUUAUUUUGCUUUUAAAUAAAUACCUUUAUUUUAUUAUA
Xenopus laevis (African clawed frog) is the source of this 718-nucleotide messenger RNA. RefSeq lists its product as uncharacterized. The coding region runs from base 16 to 510 and encodes 164 amino acids. Lineage: Eukaryota; Metazoa; Chordata; Amphibia; Anura; Pipidae. The transcript is spliced from 2 exons. The record is from RefSeq and is a predicted model, not a curated record.